This is a messenger RNA of Cucumis melo (muskmelon), 1481 nucleotides long. Its product is annotated as F-box protein At3g07870-like. The coding region runs from base 233 to 1384 and encodes 383 amino acids. Gene Ontology annotation, molecular function: protein binding. The record is from RefSeq and is a predicted model, not a curated record. The transcript has a single exon. NCBI's taxonomy places the organism in Eukaryota, Viridiplantae, Streptophyta, Magnoliopsida, Cucurbitales, Cucurbitaceae.
AAUCGGUUUAGUUGGCAAUUUAAUUGAAAACCAACCCAAGCCCAUGCCAAGUCUUGCCCUCCACCCUAACAUCGAGAGCUUGGUGUGUGGUUUUGGAGGAAGUUGAUCACAUCAGUUGGGUCCUCUAGUUUCUAGAGGAGUUGUAUAAAUAUGGAGAUUUCUCCCUAAGGCGGCGAGCAGACACAUUUGGUGGAAUUGGAUUCAUCGACGGCGUUUCUCCCUGUGGUCGAGAAUGGAGAAGCCGAAGACCAAUAUUAUCAACAAAAGUUACGAGCUUCCACCCGAUAUUCUUCAGCAAAUCUUCUCCAAAAUCCCCUUCUUCAAUUUACCCACUUGCAGGCUCGUCUCUAGAACAUGGAACAACCUCAUUUCAUCUUGUAAGUUCGAUCCUUCAACCUCCAUUUACCAUCUCUUCUUUGCCCGUUUUUAUUCCUCUCGUCAUCGCAAUCUCCAUUGUGUGGAAUUCGAUCCUCAACAUGUGGAAGGAAUGAGUAUUGUUGCCUCAUUCGCUUUUCACCCUGAUUUUUGCUCCGCUUCUUCUAGAAUCACAAUUAUUAAUUCCUGUUCCGGACUCAUUUCUCUUCUUAUCACUAAAAGAAGAAGGCGAGGACAAAGACGUGACGUUGUUUGUGUAUUGAAUCCCAUUACUAAUGAGUACUUCAAACAUCCCAACUUGAGAUUGAAAGGAGAUAAGGUUCCAAACUACUGUUAUGGACUAGGGUUUAGUCCUAAAACAAAUCAGUACAAAUUAGCAAGAACCCACUUUGCACAUAAUGAAUUUAUUGUUGACAUUUUUGCAUUUGGUACAAGUUGUGAAUGGACCCCUAUUGGCUCAGUGCCUAAUUUUCUCAAUGAAUAUCAUGGUGUUUACUUCAAUGGAGGUCUCUAUUGGGUUGGAAGUCAGAAGCAGCUUCCUAACGGUGGAUUAAGUGAUUAUACUGGAGUUGUUUACCGUUUGGAUUUAAAUGAUGAGAAAUUUAAAAAAAUUUCUAUUCCCUUUGGGGGUGAUGAACCUUACGUUGGAGUCUAUAAUGGAACCCUGUAUCUAACUCUUUGUUGCGAGGAUUUCGAUUACCAUGUGUGGAAGAUGAAAGAAGAUUUUUCGUGGAGCAAGGAGUUCGUUCUUGCUUUGCCAGAAAAUAUCCUUCAUUCUCUCCAUCGUCAUCACCCUAUAGGAUAUUAUCUCCAACUCGUUAAAUUUUGUGAAGAUGGGAGCAUUUUGUGUCUUUGUGCUGGAAUCCUGUUAAUAGUGUAUGACCCCAAGACUCAGCAGAUGGAGAUAUUGACCGAUCAAGAUUUUGAAAUCAAGGAAGGCAUGUGGUUUCAUCAGAUUGAGUCCUUCAGUUUCAAUUCUCUUCACAACACUUUGACAGGGAAGUGUUGAAUGAAUGAUUUUUGUUUUGUUUUUUGGAAUGAGUAUUUAUAUAUGGCACUUUCUUUGGUAGUUUUGAACCUUUGAAUUUUAUCUUUUUUUCUCUCCA